AACAGGGCGCCAUUUUCAGGCUUUUAAGCCCUCAGCGGAGUCGACGUUGCCUCGGAGAAUGGCCCCCGGGUCGAAAGGUGACACAGCGUUAGCAGGCUCCAGUGCUGAAGGUGAUGCUAUCAAGGUUUUCGUGAGGGUGCGCCCUCUAGAAGGAGGAACUGUGCUUCCUGACAAUGGCUUGUGCUUAUCUGUUCUUUCAUCAAACACUAUUCGCCUGAAUUCAAAGCCUGAACCUAAGAUUUUUACCUUUGAUCAUGUGGCAGAUGUGGACACAACCCAGGAAUCAGUGUUCUCAAGCGUGGCCAAAAAGAUAGUAGAAUCAUGCAUGAAUGGCUACAAUGGAACCAUUUUUGCAUAUGGCCAAACUGGUUCAGGGAAAACCUUUACUAUGAUGGGUCCUCCCGACUCUGAUAACUUUACUCAUAAUCUGAGAGGAGUAAUACCACGGAGUUUUGAAUAUCUGUUUUUUCUAAUUGAACGUGAAAAAGAAAAGGCUGGUACAGGAAAGAGUUUUCUCUGCAAGUGUUCCUUUAUUGAAAUCUACAAUGAGCAGCUAUUUGACUUGCUGGAUUCUGCCUCAGCUGGACUCUUCCUCAGAGAACACAUCACAAAAGGAGUAUUUGUUGUUGGUGCAGUGGAGCAAGUGUUGACUUCAGCUGCUGAAGCAUAUAAAGUGUUAACAACGGGCUGGAGAAAUCGUCGCGUAGCGUCUACUUCAAUGAACAGAGAGUCCUCAAGGUCUCAUGCUGUUUUUACUAUCACGGUCGAAUCAAUGGAGAAAACCAAUGACGUUAUGAAUAUUCGAUCAUCUGUGCUGAACUUGGUAGAUUUGGCUGGAUCAGAGAGACAAAAAGAUACUCACACAGAGGGAGUUAGGUUAAAGGAGGCAGGGAACAUAAACCGUUCAUUAAGUUGUCUGGGCCAAGUGAUUACUGCACUUGUUGAUGUGGGCAAUGGAAAACAGAGGCACAUCUGUUACAGGGACUCCAGGCUCACUUUUCUGCUACGGGAUUCACUUGGAGGCAAUGCCAAAACUUGCAUCAUAGCAAACAUUAAUCCGGGUUCCAGAUGUUUUGGUGAAACCUUGUCCACCCUUAAUUUUGCUCAGAGAGCCAAACUGAUAAAAAACAAGGCUGUGAUAAAUGAAGACACCCAAGGAAAUGUGAAGCAGUUGCAGUCCGAAGUGAAGAAACUGAAAGAGCAGCUUGCUCUGCUUAUUUCAGGGCAGUCUGUGCAAGAUGCUUCUCUACCUACAGGUACCCUCACACGUGAUGCUGGAAAUGCAGAUUAUCUGAACCAUUUUCUUGAAGCAAUGCUGUUAUUGGAAAAAGCUGAAAGUGAAAGAAAGAUGCUGUUAGAAAAAGUUGCCCAACUAGAAGAUCUCUGUGUCAAAAAGGAGAAGUUCAUUCAAUCCAAUAAAAUGAUAGUUAAAUUCAGAGAGGAUCAUAUAACUCGCCUGGAAAAACUACAUAAAGAGGCUCAUGGCAGCUUUUUGCCCAAUGAACAAGAGAAGCUCUUCGGGGAACUGAAGGAGGAGCUGAAGAUUCUCAGAGAACAGGUGGAACAGCAUCCACGAGUUGCAAAAUAUGCUAUGGAGAACCAUGCUCUUCGAGAAGAGAACAAACGACUUCGCUCCCUGCAGUCUGUGAAAAGUGCCCAGGAUAUUGAUGCUCAGGCAAUGGCGGAGUUGGAAAAAAUAUUUUUAGAAGCUUCAGGUAGAGAAAGCAAUAGCAGAGGCCAGCAGAUGUGUUCUACUACCUCGUCAACAGACAGCAGCUCUAGUGAAAAACUGAAGGAACGCCUCCUCACCACACAGAGUGAACUGGCAAGUUCCAAACAGGAACAUGAAGAAUUUAAAGAGCUAACCAAGAAAAAACAGAUAGAGCUUGAGUCGGAACUUCUGUCUCUGCAGAUGGCAAACCAGCAUCUUGAGAAAAUUUUAGAGGCAACUAAGGCAUGUAAACGCCAGGAAGUCUCCCAUCUUAAUAAAAUGCACAGAGAAACUUUAAAGAAUAUCGCUACCCCAACAAAGGCUUAUCAGCUAAAAUCUCGACUGGUGCCACAAUUAACCCCUGAAAUGUUGAGCCCGGAGUCUAUUGAUAUUCAAAGCUCAGGCGAUAGCGAUUAUAUUUUUAAUGAGCCCAUGCCUCCUGAGAUGAAUGAACAAGCCUAUGAGGCUGUUGCAGAAGAGCUGAGAGUGGCACAGGAAGAAUUAAGCACUCUUCAGAUCAAACUAGAUGCCGAAGAAAGUAAAACUGUAAAACUUCAGCAGCAUAUUAAUAAAUUGGAGCACCAUUCUUCACAAGUGCAAGAGCUCUUUGCCUCAGAAAGAAGCAAUUGGCAGACUGAAAAGCAAGGGCUUCUUGAAAAGCUAGACUAUCUUGAGAAACAAUACCAAGACACUCAGAGCAAGGCGGACAUGUUAAACACUGAGGUUCGUUACCUCCGAAUAGUCCUGCAGUCUGCAGACAAGGAUCUGUCUGCUGUAAAAAUGGAAUAUGACAAUUUCAGAAGAACUCAAGAAAAAGAAAUGGGUGAACUCUCUAGCAGACAUAUGAAUGUACAACUGCAACUUGAUAACGUAAGGCUAGAAUACGAAAACAUACUUGAAAGAAAGACAAGCCUGCAAGACGACUAUGACAAUCUGCAGGAAAUACUGAAAUUUGAGACUGACCAGCUAACGCAGCAGCUCACUGAUAGCAAACAAGAAACGGAAGCACUGAAAACAGAGCUUUGCAAUGCACUGGGCCUGUUGGAAAGUGAAAAAGAAGAUAAUCAGAAAUUAACAAUGCAAUUACAAGAAGAUAAAGAGCAUAAUUCCAAGGAACUCCUGAAAAUUAGUGAAAUCGUGGAGCUAGAGAAGCAGUAUUCCGAAAUGGUGUCAAGAUGUGAGCAGCAGGAAAUAAAGUUGCAGAAGUUGGAGCAAAAUCUAACUGCUUCUGAAGAAGUUAUUGUUUCUCUGCAGAAAACAAAUGCUGCUGAUAAGGAAGUUGUGUCAGACUUGAUGAACCAGAUCCAGGAAAUGAGGAUAUCCAUUAGCCGGAAGACAGAAUGCAUAGAAGGGCUUACAAGUGAGCUGGAGGACAUAAAAUGUAAAUAUAAUUCUGCUUUGGCUGCAAAAGAGGAAAGCAGAGCAAUUAUAGAAGAUCAGGAGAAGCAAAUUGAGGAGCUGAGGGAGGCCUUGGAGAGAGUACAAGCUGCUGACAAAAUUGAGAAAGAGAUUGUUUUUGAAGAACUACAGUAUACUUCUGAGCAGCUCAGCAGUUUAACAGAAGCUUCUAAAAAACAUGCGGCGCUUCUUCAGUCCGCACAAGAAGACCUAAUUAGGAAAGAAGCAUUGAUCCAAGAACUUCAGAAACAGCUGGACAAAAGGACAGGAGAAUUGGAAAACAGGAGAAGUGACUAUGAAGCUAAAGUGCGCCAAAUGGACCAGUUUAUGGACUCUGCAGUGACAGCCCUUCCACAGAGCCCUCGAACUCCUCCCAACAGUCUGGCAAGAUUGUUAGAAACACAUGAGCAGGAGAUAGCAGAUAGGACAGCCUCUGCAAUUACCCUGGAAUGUCUUGUUUCCGAAUUAAAUGAAGAAAGAGAUGCUAAAAAUAGUGAAAUUCUAAGACUAAAGGCUCAGUUAUGUGAAUUGGAAAACCUCCGUCUGGAAAUGCAUGAAUUAAUGGAAAGCAACAGAAAUCUGCAGAGCCAGCUUGAAGAAGUGAAGAGAGGAAGAACGAUCAGCGGCACAAAGUAUCCAGAUAUUAAAGACCUAAGGGAAAGAGAUAAGGAAAUUGCGGAAGGAAAACUAGCAAAGAGUAAAGCACUGGAAGAAACACUGAAAGUUACAUCAGAGUUAGAAGAAGCCAGGAGGGAGCUUAGACACAAGGAGGCUGCUUUUCAGGGAAUACUUCAAGAGGUGGAACGAACAAGAGCUUUGGAGUUUAAGGCCUUCACUGAGAAAGAAGAAAUGAGAUCGAAACUGGAGGAAACCUACGAAGAGAGGGCAAAAAUUGAAAAGGAGAUGUCCUCGCUAAGGAAGCAGAUUGAGUAUCUUGCAGAAGAGAACGGGAAGUUGGUUGGUCACCAGAAUCUAAAUCAGAAGAUCCAGUACCUUGUGAAGUUGAAGAAAGAUCAUGCUAAACUGAUGGAGGAAGUUCAAGUGCUUCGUGUUGAAAACUCUUUUUUGAAAAGAAAGAGUGGACUUUGUCAAGAACCAUCCUGAAACGGCAUCAAGAGUUUUAAUUUUAUUCACAAAGACAUGCGAAACACCUCGAUCAGGGUUGUUACAAAUUAUGUUACAAAUUCUGAGUAAAGCAUUCUUGCUGCAGGUAGAUCUUCUGCCUCAGUGUAGUUCUCCUUUCUUACUGAGCCAUGGUGCUAAUUCAGUCUCGAUGUUGUAGGUGCUGGGAUUAUCACCAUGACUCCUUAUUGAUGUACUGUAUUAGUAUGACUUUUAAAGUUUCUUACCUUUCCUAGAUGAAUCCCUGUAGUACUUCUUUCAGAAUGUGUAUAUACUGAAUGUGAGGGAAAUUAGAUGAAUUGUUUACUUGUUAAGUAAUGUUUUCUACUACUAGGUUUUUAUUUCUUCAGUAAAACAAAACUAAGAUUAUAUUU
Lacerta agilis (Sand lizard) is the source of this 4605-nucleotide messenger RNA. It is a transcript of the gene KIF15, whose product is annotated as kinesin family member 15. Gene Ontology annotation, molecular function: microtubule motor activity; microtubule binding; ATP binding. NCBI's taxonomy places the organism in Eukaryota, Metazoa, Chordata, Lepidosauria, Squamata, Lacertidae. The record is from RefSeq and is a predicted model, not a curated record. Gene Ontology annotation, biological process: microtubule-based movement. The coding region runs from base 59 to 4213 and encodes 1384 amino acids. The transcript has 35 exons.